Menidia menidia (Atlantic silverside) is the source of this 1407-nucleotide messenger RNA. The record is from the annotation of a GenBank genome assembly. Lineage: Eukaryota; Metazoa; Chordata; Actinopteri; Atheriniformes; Atherinopsidae.
UCGAAAGAGGAACAUGGCGACGGCCGGUUCUGUGUGGAAAACGGGACGAAUACUGUACAGACCUUCUGUCUGUCUACAACAAGCAAACAGGAGGUUUUCAGAGAGUGGCGACAAAGGCUGGUUCCGGUCCCUGUUUGUUAACAAAGUGGAGGCCAGGAAAGACGCUCACUCCAACCUGCUGUCGAAGAAAGAGAUCAGCAACCUGUAUAAAAUCCAGUUUCACAACGUCAAACCCGAGUGCCUGGAUGCGUACAACAGUCUGGAGGCCGAAGUGCAAAACAGGCUCCAUCACGACCAGGAUUACCCGUGCGAGGUGGUGGGGAGCUGGAAUACCUGGUAUGGAGAGCAGGAUCAGGCCGUGCACCUUUGGCGUUACAGAGGAGGCUAUCCCGCUUUGACUGAAUGUCUGCACAAACUGAGAACAGACAAGGAAUACUUGGAGUUUCGCAAGGAGAGGGCCAAAAUGCUGAUUUCGAGGCGUAACCAGCUUCUCCUGGAGUUCUGUUUCUGGAACGAGCCGCUGCCGAGACAAGGACCGAACAUCUAUGAACUGCGCACCUAUAACCUGAAGCCCGGGACCAUGCUCGAAUGGGGCAACCGCUGGGCGAGAGCAAUCAAAUACAGACAGGAGAACCACGAGGCGGUGGGCGGGUUCUUCACUCAGAUCGGCGAACUGUACGUGGUUCAUCACCUGUGGGCUUAUGACAGCCUUCAGUCACGGGAGGAGACGAGAAAUUCCGCCUGGCAGAAGGAAGGGUGGGAUGUUAAUGUCUAUUAUACAGUGCCUCUGAUCAGAAACAUGGAGUCUAGAAUAAUGAUUCCCACAACGAGUUCCCCAUUACAGUGAGAAGAUGGCUGAGAAUACGAGCGACUCUGUGACCAAACCUCACCGACAUACCCGAUCUUACUUAUUUUAGAUUUUCUUUUUUUAAUCUGCUGGAUGACCUGCACACAGCAACGUCAGAUUUUUAUUUUUACCUGCACUCCAGCCAGUCAAGAACAACAUUACUACGUUUAUAUGCAUUUAGGUCAAAAUGUGGAAAAGAGAAUAAUGUGCUCAGGAAAAUAAAUAUUGAUUCUGUGAUACUAUCAUGCUUUUUUUUUUCCACUCCAUGAAUCAUUUAUAGGAGGGGCUGUCUUUUUCUCUCUGGCUGAGGGAUUAGUGUCGGAGCAGAUUUGUACCACUCUGCAUGAAUCACACUGAAUGUGAUCACGCUAAGCUUCACAACAGGCUGAUUACAGUUUGCAGUAAGAUGUGCAAAGUGUCUGUCAGAAGAAGAUGUGCCCUUUUAUGAAGUUGUCUUGACUUUCUAAUAAAAGGUUGACACAGUAUUCUUAGAUAUUUGAAUUUUACUUAUCAGAUAACAACUCAGAAGUGUAUAAUCCAGGCAUUAAAUUCUCUUAACU